Messenger RNA from Prorocentrum cordatum, 5676 nucleotides. The record is from the annotation of a GenBank genome assembly. NCBI's taxonomy places the organism in Eukaryota, Dinophyceae, Prorocentrales, Prorocentraceae.
AUGGUAGCGCGGAGCGAGGUUGGUCGGCCUGCCUGCGAUACCGCUGUGCAUUUCUCCGCAGCGUCUGCGACGGACGCCGACACGGCCACAGAGGCCGCAGACGAGACUGGUUGGAAGCUGGUCAGCGGAUCGCCGCUCGAGAGCUGGGCGAUCAUCGUGACGGAGCUGCUGCGACUGGCGAGGCGCCGCACCAGGUGGCACUGCGAGGGCGAGGCUCUCAAGGCCAUCAAGGCUCGCGGCCGCGAGGCACUCGCCCAGGCGCAGCAGCAGCAGCAGCAGCAAGUCAUCCAGCGGCUGGCGGCCCAGGCGGAGUCCGCCGAGGCCAGAGUGCAGGCGGCAGAGGCUAUGGCUCAGGAGGCCCGAGGUCAAGAGCAGCAGCGAGCAGCAGCCCAGCCUGGUGGCCCGCCGCAGGAGACAAACAUAUUGAUUGACACACGGGUCCUCGGCAAGCCUAGUGACUUCAAUGGCGAGCCUGGGACCUGGCGCGACUGGAGUACGAUUUUCCGAGCCUAUGCCAGCGCGUGCGAGCCAGCCCUGAAGGGCGCCAUGGACAGGGCUGAGCAUGCCGACACGCCAGUGCUGAAUGCAACGCUGCCCGACGACCAAGUGCGCCUCAGCAGCCAGCUCUACUAUAUGUUGGUCAUGCUGAACAAAGGCCUCUCGUUAGACCGCAUUGUCAGUGCAGGAGUGAACGAGGGGCUGGAGGCGUGGAGAACUCUGGUCACCUUCCACGAGCCUCAGAGCCGCACUCGGGCAGCAGGGCUCCUUCAGGAGCUACUCUCGUGGGACUUCGAAGGUGACGUCCCCUCGAAGCUGAUCGCGUUCGACAGGAAUGUCAAGCGCUACGAGCAGGCUGUGGGUGCAGAGUUCCCCGAUGAGAUCAAGAUAGGCAUCCUGGUCCGCUCGCUCAAGGAGGGCCCGCUGCGUCACCACCUGCUUCUCAACAGCCAGCGGCUGAACACCUGGGAGCUCGUGAAGGCCGAGGUCGAGAACCUCAGGCGGGCCCAGAUUGCGACGACGGCGAGUACUGGCACAGGCCCGACCCCGAUGGACAUCGACUCUCUGGCGCGGCAGCUGGCCGCUCUUGGCUGCAAGGGUGGCAAGAACGGCAAGGGCGGCAACGGCAAGGGCAGGAGCGGCAAGGCCGGCAAAGGCAAGGGCUCCGACGACCUGCCUACCAAGCCGCCAUGCUGGACUUGUGGUUCGACAGCGCAUCUAGCCAAGGACUGCCCGGUCGCCAAGAAGUCUGGCGCCCUGGGCGAGAUGGGCGAGCCUGAGCCUCCUGAGGGCUUGGGUGGCCUCUUCCUGGCGGCGCUCGACCUGUCGGCCAUGUCCUCGAGCUGUGAGACGGUGCGCUUCGGGGUCGACUCAGGCGCGGCGGUCACAGCGAUCCCGCGCGCGCUGGGGGCCGACUACCCGAUCACGGAGAAGCCGUCGGGGGCGCAGUACCUCUGCGCGACGGGCGAGCCGAUCCAAGAUGAGGGUCAGCGCAAGCUCAUGGUGCAGACUGGUGGUGCGCUACGGGGUAUCAGGGCCCGUGUCACGGGCGUCAGGCGGCCGCUGCUCUCGGUCUUCGACCUCGUGAAGAGCGGCCGCCGCGUGGUCUUCGAGCAGGACCAGCACGGGAACGACAUCGGCCACGCGGUCCACAUCGAGAGUGGCAAGACCGUCCGCUUCACGCGGAGGCAGCGCACCUGGGACCUGGACGCGAGCAUCGUGCCAGCGAAGGAGGUGAGCCAGAUGUCCCAGACCUUCGUGAGGGAGCUGCCGCUCUGCUCGGUCGAGGGUUGCCGUGGCUGCAGCCAGCCGCAGGACAAGAAGCGCUUGUGCCUUUUCGGGCGGCAGGAGUGGUACCUCAUGGAGUUGAUGAUGGACAAGUUGCGACCAUCGAGAGUCACCUCGGCGCUGCCGCAGGUGAUCCUGUCCCGCCAGGUGGAGCUGCCGCGGCAGGGGACGACGGAGUUGGAAGUGCGAUCGAGCUCGAGGGUGACGCCGAGGAGCGCCGCGAAUCUCAGCCCGCUCCAGUGCGAGCACGACGGGGGCCGAAGAGCGCACGCCAUACCUACGUUUGCAGUUGAUUACGGAUACCUCGUGAAGCGGGAGGAGGUGGAAUCGGGCCAGUCCGUGCUCCCCAUCCUCGUCGGCAUUGACUCAGCCACCUCGCGGGUCAGCGCCGACGUCCCCCCGUCCAAGGGCAUCCAGCAUGAGUGCAACGUGGCCCGCGCCUUCUGCCAGGUGGAGGCGACCGGCCACCCGAAGAUCAUCUACAAGUCCGAUGGUGAGGGUGCCUUGGUGGCGCUCCAGCGAGAGGCGACGAUUCGCCUCAGGAAUCUGAAGAUCGAGGUCGUGCCCGAGGAGGCGCCGGCCUACGACAGCGCCAGCAACGGCCUGGCCGAGGUAGCAGUGAGGGAGGUCAAGGGCGUGUCACGGUCUCUGCGAGUCGCCCUGCCCCUGCUGCACGGCACUGACAUCCCGAACGACCAUCCAGUGCUGACCUGGCUGGUUGCUCACGCUGCGGGGUGUAUCAAUCGUGGCGUGAUCGGCGCCGAUGGACGGACGCCGCGCGAGAGGCACAAGGGCAAGGCCUUCCGCAAGGUGCUCCCGCCUUUCGGUGAGAUCAUCGCGCCCCCCCCGAGUGCGAGGCGCGACACCAAGUUCGUGGAGCGCUGGAAGAUCGGAGUCUUCCUGGGCGUCAUCGAGAAGUCGAGCGAGAUGCUCGUCGGCUACGACGGCAGGGUCGUACGCGCGCGGUCUAUCAGGAGGAGGCCGCCGAGUCAGCGGGCUGAUGCAGCCCCGUUGCUUUCGAUCAGGGGCGCGCCAUGGAUGCCGACCCCGGACAAGCCAGAGAACGUUCGCAUCUCGACGGUCAUUGACGAGCCUCCUGUCGACCCAGCUGCACAGCAGCCGAGGGUUGUGCCAGAGCAGGUCCCAGCUGAACCUCGGAACGCAUACAUUCGCAGGAACGUGGAGCUGGCCAAGUACGGCUUCACAGACGGGCGCCCGGGCUGCCCCGCGGCCCGCACCAACGCAUCAGCCAAGGCCCGCAGCUCGGAGCGCCGUGAGCGCAUCCAGCAGGCCAUGGCGAACGACCCGGAGCUUGCCCCCCGAGUCUUUGGAGCGGCGGCUCGCCAACUGGAGGCUGCUGACAGGGCGCCUGCGCGCCAGGAGGGCGCGAGCUCUGGAGCACUGCCUCAAGCAGCCAGCCCGGCUGAGGCGCCGAUGGAGAUCGAGCGACCUGGCCGACGAGCUGCUGAGCGUCGAGGCUCGCCCGCGGAGUUGCCGCAGGCAUCGAGGCGCCGCCUCGCGGCGCCAGGCGCCAGCCACGCCUCAGGCGCAGGCUGCUGGGCCGAGCGGGCUCCUCCAGGCGCCGCCUGGAGCUGGGGUCCCAUGGACGCGGACUCCCUGGAGCUCUGCGCGCUGCUGGCAGCUUUCGGCGACUGGAGGGUGGCCGUCAGCGAGCUCUACGGACCAGUGCGGUUCACAUCUCGGUCGAGUGCGUUCGACCUCGAGCCCGGCGCAGCCUACGACAUCAGGACCAGUUACGACUUCAGCCAGGAGGGCGACAGGCAGCGGGCGCAGGCCACCAUCGAGCUGGAGCAGCCACUGCUGAUCACUGGCAGCCCGAUGCGUGCGCCGUGGUCGAACCUGCAGGCCCUCAAGCUCAUCCAAGGUGUGGACGUCAACGCCAUCAUGGAGCGAGGCGUUGUCCACCUGGUCUUCUGUGCCGAGCGUUACAAAGAGCAGAUCAAGGCUGGCCGCCUCUUCUUGCACGAGCAGAAGCCCACGGGAUGGUUGACCAACUCCGCUGAGAUAGCCCGAGAGCUGACGCGUCGGUGUCCUGGGUGUGCUAGGCACUGCCAGACGGUCGGCCUAGGUCGGCGUGGCAUGCGCAUCAUCGAGCGGCACCCGCCAAAGCUUGUAGCUGCGGUGCUGCGUGGGCUGCGUCGUGAGGCGAUCGCCCGCGGCCAGCUGGGUGCGCUGGAGGCCGGGCCGCACCUGGGCGAGCCACCGAUCUGGGACGCCUACCCCGAGUACUACACGGAGAUCGUCGACAACAUCAGCGGGGCCGCUUUGGACCCCGAGCUCGUGGCAGCUGGCCGCAAGGAGGAGAUGGAGGCCGGGCGCGACCCGGCGCCCAUGAUCUGGCUGGACGUCAACAAGGGUGACGACCGCAAGCCCAACGUCCGCUGCAGGCUGUGCGUGGCGGAGACACGCUACCGCACGAGCAUGGACCUGGGGGGCCCAUCGCAGACGUUCAGUGCGACACCCCCGCAUGAGGCUCUCAGGAUGUUGGUUUCCUUCUGCUGCUCGCCCAGGAACGCCGAGGAAGACCAGCAUGUCCUCAUGUUCCUGGACAUCACUAGGGCCCACCCGCACUGCGAGAUGAAGCGGAAGCUGUGGGUGAAGCUUCCCGCGGAGGACCCUCGCUCAGCUGACCCCGGCGUGUGUGGGCUGCUGGUCAGGUGCCUCUACGGUUGUCGCGGCGCGGGCCAGAACUUCGAGCUGUUGGUCCGUGAGACGCUGGAGGGCAAGAUGGGCUUCUCCUGUGGCGCGUGGUGCCCCUGCAUAUACCGCAGAGGCGACGGCAAGCUCGCGGCCUACGUUUACGGCGACAACUUCGCGCUGAAGGGCCCCCGCACCGACAACCUGGAGUUCUACCGCGAGCUGCAGAAGUACAUGUGGGUCAAGCUCGAGGGCAUGUUGGGGCCCAACAAGAGUGCUGGUGAUGUUCAGGAGGUGGUCUGCCUGAACCGCGUCUUCCGCUGGACCUCGAGAGGUGACGUGGAGCUCGAGGCUGACUCCCGCCACGCGUUCAUCAUGAUGCAGCAGCUGAACCUCUGGCGCGGGUCAAAGGCCCUCUCGACGCCAGGAGUGAAGGCCAAGAGCGUGGACCGUGGCAGGGUCCUGGAGGGCGAGGAAGCGACUCGCUACCGCAGCCUAGUCAUGCGAGCCAGCUAUCUCAGCGAGGACCGCCCGGACAUCAAGUACGCAGUCAAGGAAGCAGCGAAGUGCAUGCACGAGCCGUGCGAGCACGGCAUGGAGCUAGUCAAGAGGAUUGCCAGGUAUCUCCUGGGUCGUCCUAGGCUGGUUCAGAGGUCCCGACGCCAACGAUGGUCAGGUGUGCUCAAGGGCUUCUCGGACAGUGACUUCGCCGGCUGCCUGGAGACCAGGAAGAGCACGAGCUGUGGAGUCUUCCAGCUGGGAGGUCACAUGAUUCGGGUCUUCAGUGCGACCCAAGGCAGUGAGGCUCUCAGCUCAGGUGAGGCCGAGUGGUACGCUUUAGUGCACACCGCAUCCUGCGGGAUCGGCCUAGUCUCGUUGGCGCGUGACAUGGGAUACGAGCUGGAGCUAGAUUUGGCCGGCGACGCUACGGCCGCCAGUGGGAUCGCGCACCGCCGAGGGGCAGGGCGCAUCCGACACAUCGAGACAGAGACUCUCUGGCUCCAGCGUCAUGUAACCGAGCGUCGAGUCAUCCUUUCCAAGACGCCCGGUAAAGUCAAUGUGGCAGAUCUCGGCACGAAGCAUCUGGCGCAAAAGGAGCUGGAUGAGAUGCUGGGACUGUUGGGAUUUUUCGUGGCUGCGGGCAAGUCUGACCUCUCUCUCGCGGUCGCAGGCAACUUGCUUGAGCCUGACCCAGCUUGCGAGCCCGAGGGCAAAGAAGAGGUGCAGGCGUGA